Molecule: messenger RNA, 825 nt
Organism: Aplosporella prunicola CBS 121167
Lineage: Eukaryota; Fungi; Ascomycota; Dothideomycetes; Botryosphaeriales; Aplosporellaceae
Exons: 1
Coding region: 320-745 (141 amino acids)
Source: RefSeq, a predicted model, not a curated record
UCUGUGGUUACCUGUGGCGACUGUAAGCUUGCUCGCGCCCGUCUGUUGUUGUCGGUGAGCCGCCGCCCAUUUUCUCACCUACAUGCUUUACAAGCAAGAAGCAAGCCCGACUCGGCCGCAGCAGCAGCCGCAGCAGCAAACAGCAAUGGAAGUAGCAGGUAAAAGCGACAGCAGCAGAGACGCUGCCACGCUCGCUCGCUAUCGCUCACCCACAGCCGUCGUCCGCGCUUGUCUGCACCGCAGCGCAUACCGCUAGGUCUUGUCGGCGCAGCGGCGCUAAAGCACACGGCACACGUCCAAUUCGUCCGCCAUUCCGACCAUGAGAAAUCACAACACCCCUGGGGUCGCCCUUUGCUGCGGCGCUCCGCUCCAAGCCUCCAAUCCAGACCAUCCGCGUCUGGCUCGCGUUGGCCCAGGCAACAGUCAGUCGUUGUGCCAAGGCGUGUGUUCUCGCGCCCGUCUAGACUCGGAUUCGACUCGACUCGACUCAGACCCGGCGGCAGGUGGUGUGGUGGUGAUGUUGGAGCGCAGAGUCUCUCACCGCUCUCGUGUCGCGCUUCCCCUCCCUAUCUCCGGCGCGGGCAAGCGCGCGCGCGCGCGCUCCGGGCGGUCCCAGCCCCUGCCCCGGCCCUGGAACGGCUGCUUGCUUGCUUGCGUGCUGGCGUACGUGGGUGCUGGCAGGCUGUUCCUACAGUACGAGCUCUUUCUGGUGUUUCUCCUCCUGCGUGCGCUUUCAGGCGGAUGAUCGGCCUAGCUAGCUAGGCAGGUUGGUCGCGCCGCUCGCGCGCGCGCGCUCGGCCCUGGCUAUGGCUUGCCGUGCCGUGC